AUGGCGGAAUCACUCCUUUCCGGCAUCGCACAGGGUGUGCUAGGGAAGAUAGCAUCCCUGGCGUUCCAAGAAGCCGUCGCAAUCUACCGCGUCGAAGAUCAGAUCCACGAGCUUAGAAAUACGUUGGCUGCCAUUACGGCCGUGCUGUUAGAUGCUGAGGAGCGACAAGUGAAGAACCACCGCCUGGAACUGUGGCUACGUCGGCUUCAAGACGUGCUGUACGAUGCGGAGGAUGUGCUCGAUGAACUCGAGUGUGAAGCCUUACGGAAGCGGGUAAUUAGACCGUACGGGGGCAUCAAAGAGAAGGUACACCGCUUCUUUUCCACCUCUAAUCCACUAGUACUCCGUGCAAGCAUCAAUCAUAAGAUCAAGGAGAUUAGGGAGACAUUAUCUAAAAUUUCCGUCGAGAAGAAUCAAUUUGAUCUUACUGUGCGGAGUGUUGACAAUGGUGUGGUGAAUACGCAGUCGCGAGAGAUGACUUACGAUUUCAUAAACAACUUAGAUGUGGUCGGAAGACACGUAGAUAAACAAAAGCUAAUUGAGAUAUUGAUGCGGCCAAAUGAAAAAACCCUCUCGGUGAUUCCCAUUUAUGGAAUUGGAGGUUUGGGCAAGACGACCCUAGCUAAAUUAGUUUACAAUGACGAGAUCGUGAAAGAGCAAUUCAAGUCUCGACUAUGGGUGUGUGUUCCCGAGGACUUUGAUUUAAAGAAAACCAUAGAAGGAAUCAUCAAAGAUGCAACUGGUCAAACCUUGAGUAAUUUGGAUAUUCAGCAAUUGCAAACCUGUCUGCGAGACACCGUCAAAGAGAAGAAAUUUCUACUGGUCCUGGAUGACGUAUGGAGCAACGACCGCUGUAGAUGGGAAGAAUUGAAAACUUUGCUAGCCGAAGGAGCUAGUGGAAGCAAGAUUGUUGUGACCACGCGCAGUUCAGGAGUUGCUUCUAUGAUGGGUACCCAUCCAGGUCAUAAUCUUAAAGGUCUUUCUGAUGAAGACUCCAUGGCCUUGUUCAAAAAAUGGGCUUUCGAUCAAAGGGAAAAGCAGCCACGUCCUGAUCUCCUUGAGAUUGGAAAUGACAUUGUGAAAAAAUGUCAAGGAGUCCCUCUCCUCGUAAAAACUUUGGGGAGCCUACUUUACACAAAGCAUGAAGUACGGUACUGGGCCCAUAUAAGAGAUAGCGAGACAUGGAAGUUAGUGGAAGAAAAAAAGGACAUUCUGUCGGUUCUUAAACUUAGCUAUGAUCAUUUGCCGUCCCACCUAAAACGCUGUUUUGCCACAUUAUCUCUUUUUGACAAAGGACAUGAAAUCCAUGGCCCUGUGAUAGCUUGGUUAUGGAUAGCUUUAGGAUUCAUUAGCUGGACAGGGGAAGAACUAGCAUAUGAAGACGUUGGUGUUGAUUAUGUCAACGAGUUGUGGAAGAGAUCUUUGAUCCAACAAGUUGACGAGUUCGGCUUGAUGAUAUCUUUUAAAGUGCACGAUCUGAUCUAUUCUCUUGCAACAAUUGUGGCACAAAAUGAUUGCUCUAGUGUUGGCUUAGAUACAUCAGAGAUUUCAGAGGGAGUUCGGUGCGUUUCAUUCUUUAGCAGUGGGCUAGAGGGAAUCUCUAAUUUCGAUGGAGUCCCACCUUUUGUAAGAAAGCCCACUUCAAAGAAGCUGCGUGCAAUUAUAUUUCCCUAUGACGUUGAUGAUGGAGUUAUUACUGGAGAGUUUGUUAGAGCGUGCAUCUCCAAGUGCAACUACUUACGGUAUCUAGAUUUGGGGACUGGCAGUUUUGAGGAGCUGCCAAGUUCCAUAUGCAACUUGAAGCACUUAAGGACGUUAUUUCUCAAUGAUAACAAGCGAUUGAAGAAGCUUCCAGACACCAUUUGUGAGCUGCAGAGUUUGCAACACUUACGCCUCGAUGGUUGCUCAGAGCUAAACAAUUUACCCAAAAAUAUGAAGAGGCUCAUCAGCCUCAGAUUUCUAUCCAUAACAACAAAGCAGAAGAGUCUGCAAGAAAGUGGAAUACAAUAUCUGGAAAAUCUGCAAGUUUUGGGACUCGACGAAUGCCAAAAUCUGAAAGUUUUGUUUGAAGGUGCUUGCCGAUUAACUGGCCUCCGACACUUGAAAAUUUCAGAUUGUGGGAGACCAAUGUUUUUACCUUUUGUGGGAUUAACAGCCCUAGAGAACUUAGCAAUUCAUAAUUCCAAGCUCUUGUUGACCAAGGAGAACAAGUCCAACUUUCCUGCGAAACUUCGUGCAUUGAAAAUAUCAAAAUCCGAUCAGGUGAUGGAGCUGCUCCAAUGUCUUAAUGAAUCUGCUCAAACUUUGGGGUCCUUUUGUGUCGCUGACUGCUUGAGCUUCACGGCUUUACCGGAAUGGCUGCCCAAUCAUACAUGUAUGAAAUUUAUUAGAUUGAUUCGAUGUCCCAAUUUAUCGUCUAUGCCGCAAGAAAUUCAGUCCCUCACUACCUUAAAAAAAUUAGACGUCGAAGAUUGUGGUGAACUGAGCAAGAGAUGUCGACCAACAAUUGGCGCGGAUUGGCCCAAAAUCGCUCACAUUCCUCAAAUCGAAAUUGAUGGUAUGAAAGUACAAUCGACGGAGGAUUAG
This is a messenger RNA of Rhodamnia argentea, 2586 nucleotides long. RefSeq names its product putative disease resistance protein RGA3. The transcript has a single exon. NCBI's taxonomy places the organism in Eukaryota, Viridiplantae, Streptophyta, Magnoliopsida, Myrtales, Myrtaceae. Bases 1 to 2586 code for a protein of 861 amino acids. Gene Ontology annotation, molecular function: ADP binding. The record is from RefSeq and is a predicted model, not a curated record. Gene Ontology annotation, biological process: defense response to other organism.